CGCCUGAGAUCAGGCAGGCUCGGCGUUGAUUGCUUUUUGGGCGAGUGGUGAUCACUGGGCAACGACGUGCAAGGCAAGACUGCUGGCCGCUCUUGACCUGGUGUUGGAUGGCGAUAGCUACCUCUCUCCUACUGACCUAGGUACCUAAGCAGCGCCUCGACGUCGACCCCCAGUCACGUCAGAUGCAUUCCAGCAUCUCCUUCGUCUGGGGAAAUAUAUCUCGAGAUUAGCGUUCCGGGAAUCGGGUCUGCCACCUCUAUGUCCCUUGCAUCCGUCUUCCGGACAGCCAUGUCCUCUCGUCUCAAGAACAGGCGGCUUCCGGUCGCGGGUUCACGCUUAAUCGACUUAAGCACGCGGGGCCUCUCGAUUCGAGACGGACAUGGAGCCACUGCGCUCCAUGCCCACCAGCUGGUCCCCCCUAGAAAGUCUCCUGAGCACACUCGCCAGCCCGGCCUGUGUCGCUGGGAGAGGAGGUCGGUCAUGCGAUGACGUGUUGCGUAGACUCUAGGAGACGAGGACGGGGGGCAAUGGGAUUCAUGCCAUUGACUGAGACAGAGCUUCAGGACUCAACACACAAAUGCAAAUUCACUUGAUUGGCUAGUUUUCUCGGCAACGUGGUAUCAACCGACUUCGAAACACAAAAAACAAAAACAAAAAACAAGAUGAACACCCAUCAUCGAUCGUCCAACGCUGAGGCCACGCUCCGUCCUCUUCGGACGGCCCCAUUCCACCCCGCCCAUACUGGCUUGCUCGGCCUGUCCUUUUCCCGAUACACGCACACAAGAAAUAUUGGGGAA
Messenger RNA from Gaeumannomyces tritici R3-111a-1, 797 nucleotides. RefSeq lists its product as hypothetical. The transcript has a single exon. NCBI's taxonomy places the organism in Eukaryota, Fungi, Ascomycota, Sordariomycetes, Magnaporthales, Magnaporthaceae. The coding region runs from base 259 to 489 and encodes 76 amino acids. The record is from RefSeq and is a predicted model, not a curated record.